Molecule: messenger RNA, 2870 nt
Organism: Stomoxys calcitrans (stable fly)
Lineage: Eukaryota; Metazoa; Arthropoda; Insecta; Diptera; Muscidae
Gene: PIG-N
Product: GPI ethanolamine phosphate transferase 1
Exons: 2
Coding region: 41-2635 (864 amino acids)
Biological process (GO): GPI anchor biosynthetic process
Cellular component (GO): endoplasmic reticulum membrane
Molecular function (GO): mannose-ethanolamine phosphotransferase activity
Source: RefSeq, a predicted model, not a curated record
AAAAAAAUGCUGAAAUAGAUAUGUUACCAAAAUCGUCGAAAUGUGGAUAGUGUACUCUGUAAUACUGCAUAUCGUUCUGUUGGGUUCGAUAUUCGUGAUAUAUUUUCGUUCUCCCGUCAUAACUGGUCUACAACCUCAACCUGCAUUAACUCUGCAGGCUCCUGCAAAACGUUUAGUGUUAUUUGUGACCGAUGGCCUAAGAGCUGAAUCAUUUUUUCAUAAUCAGUGUCAGCACAUUCCACAUCUUAAGCAAUUAAUACUCAAAGUGGACAAUGGUUUGGUAGGCGUUUCCCAUACUAGAGUACCCACGGAAUCAAGACCAGGUCAUAUAGCUCUAAUAGCCGGUCUCUAUGAAGAUCCAUCGGCCGUGACCAGAGGUUGGAAGGAGAAUCCCAUUGAAUUUGAUACGGUGUUUAAUCGUAGUAGCAAAACAUAUGCCUGGGGUGCCCAUGAUGUUCUGCAUAUAUUUUCCCGUCUAACCAAAGCUGAUGAGAAGCGUUUGUUAUUUGAUUCGUAUUCCCAUGAAUUGGAUUUCUCUGGCAAGGAGAAAACCUAUGAGUUAGAUCAAUGGGUUUUUCAACGUGUGAAAAAACUGCUGGCCAGAAAAUCACAAGAAUUGCAGCAUGAGCAGAAAGUCAUAUUCUUUUUGCAUUUGCUGGGCCUGGAUACGGCUGGACAUGUGCAUAAACCUGGCUCCGAGUUAUUUAUAGAAAAUCUUUUAUACACCCAGGAGGGUGUAACCAAGAUGUAUGAACUUUUUGAAAACGUCUUCAAAGAUGGCCAAACCGCCUAUGUGUUGACCUCAGACCAUGGCAUGACAAAUGCAGGUUCCCAUGGAGCUGGCGACAAGUAUGAAACCGAGACACCUUUCUUCAUUUGGGGAGCCGGUGUGAAUGCUCAGCCAAACAAAGCCAAAGAGCAAUACCAGCUGAACGCCAAUACAUAUCAUCCCUUGUAUCGUAUGGAACAAGCUCAAAUGGCCCCAUUAAUGUCCGCUUUGUUGGGCAUUGCUACACCCAUGAACAAUUUUGGCACUCUUCCCUCGGAGUUUCUUAACACCUCAAUGGAAUAUAAAUAUCAAGCAGCUCACAACAAUGCCCUUCAGCUGGUGGAGCAAUACAUGGGGCUGUUGAAACAACACCAAAGGGGAUGGCUAGCAGCAUAUAUGCCCAAAUAUGCCAGCAACAUCACAGCCAAAUUGGAGUAUAUUGAGAAACAGGCUACAUUCAAAUCCUUUUCCAAGGCCCUUGAGGGUAGCAAUGAACUAAUGCAGGCAGCCCUACAGGGCAUUGACUAUUAUUUCGGCUAUUAUCGCUGGCCUUUGCUAAUGGCGACUACUGCAACUUUUGUGGGAUUUUUGGCUCAUUUAUUAUCUCUUUUGCUGGAUACUAGAAUGCCGAAGAGACCACUUCAAGUUUCAUCAGGAAAUAGACUUCUUGUGUUGGGCCUCGGUUUGGUGGUUCUAAGUUUUUGUAUAUUGCAAAAACUUGCAUUGGUUAUAAGUUUUUAUCUUCUAGUGCCAGUGGUGGUGUGGUAUUAUUUUAUCACUUCCCAGAAAGCAAGUUUGCGUUUAAACCUAAAUGUCAGAGAGGUGUUACUGCUGCUGGCCUGCGCUGAGCUUUUAGUCUACACAUUCUUUGAGAGGCGGGCCAUAUCUAUGGGAUUCCUGCUGUUUAGCAUUUAUGAAAAGCUACACAAAGAAGCCUAUCGCAACAAAGCCAAGUUUGUGUUGGGUUUGUUCACUAGCAUAGUCUUGGCUAUAUUUCCCUUACUGCCACCUUCCGUAGGUUACUCCAACAAUGCCCUGCUCUAUCUGGGCAUAUUUUUAACCGUUUUAAGAUCAAUGUUGGUAAAAACUGCCAUUGGUUUUAGAGACAAGACAGUGGUUUUUACUGCUCUGGCUAAUGCCUGCCUAUGCAUUUACAUGCACUCUCAGCAAUACGGAAUAUAUUUGAUUUCGCAAAUUAUUUCUUGGGCAUUUUUGGUCUAUGUGAUGGCUUCGGUGCUUAUAAGACCUUUGGAAGUGUCGCUGAAACAACGCUUGGAAAAGAUGAUAUUCCUCUUGACGUCAUUGUAUUGCUUGUUUUGUACUUCCUAUGAGGCCGUUUUCAUUUUGUUGUUAAUUACCGAACUGAUUUCCUUGGUAGAACUAGAGAAAUUUGCUUUCAAUCUUGGCUCUAAAUCCUCACCUGCCCAGCUGACACUGAGUUUUCGUUACGCCUUUGUAAUGAUUCUGUAUACUUUCUUUUCAUUUUUUGGCACCGGCAACAUAGCAUCGAUCAGUUCAUUUGAUCCCAAUAUAAUACGUUGUUUCCUUACAACCUUCUCCCCCUUUGUCAUCAUGAUUUUGGUUAUUGUCAAAUUGAUAAUACCACUGCUAUUGAUUAUGUCCUCCAUAUUUGCUCUCUCUCCAUUUGCUGUCAGCAAUGAAAAGAAUAUUUUCAUUUGCCUUUUAAUGCUAUGCGAUGUGAUGGGCUUGAAUUUUCUCUUUUUGGUGAAAAAUCAAGGUUCUUGGUUGGAGAUUGGUUCGUCCAUAUCACAUUUUGUUAUAAUGCAAGUCACCACAGUGGUCUUGGCUCUAUUUGUUUAUUUAUCCAAGUAUUUAUUGAAAAUUCCAAAGAGAAAUGAAAACUAAUGGCGUAUAAAUUGUGACCAUUGUGACAUUAAUUUACCAUAAACAUUUUAGUUUAUAAAAAAAAAAACUGUUUUGUAAAUGUAUAUGUAUUAGAUUUUGUAUUCCGCUUUUAUUACUUCUUUAUAAAUAAGUCUUUUAUUGUGACAAACGGCAUUUUAAGUAUUUAAAAGUAAGAUAAUUGUAUGACUCCAUUUUCUUGCUGUGACUUUAUAAGAGGACCUCCUCAAUAAUAAUU